Coffea eugenioides is the source of this 4190-nucleotide messenger RNA. RefSeq names its product pentatricopeptide repeat-containing protein At5g61990, mitochondrial-like. NCBI's taxonomy places the organism in Eukaryota, Viridiplantae, Streptophyta, Magnoliopsida, Gentianales, Rubiaceae. The record is from RefSeq and is a predicted model, not a curated record. Gene Ontology annotation, molecular function: protein binding.
UUAGAAGAAAUUAAAAUGAAGAAGCUCUAGGGUAGGAGGCAAUAUCAUAUUUGUAAAAGAAAUUGAGAGCCAUUUUGUAUUGGCAAAAAGAAAAAAAAAAAAGGAAUGAUGUUAUCAGCUUCUCGCAAAGCCUAUGCAUUUCGGUACCAAAAGCACAUGGUUUUGAAGAAAGCAAUAAAGUUUAAUGUUCUCCGGACAUCGGUGUAUUUCUUCCACACCUCCAGAGGAAAUGAAUCCACGGCUGAAGAAAUCAGCAAGAUUUUGAUGCACAACAACUGGCAAUUCCUCUUAGAAUCCUCCACUGUCCCUCAAGAAAAGCUGAACCCAGAUGUGGUUCAAUCAGUUCUUCGAAGAAACCAACUGGAUAUUCAUCCCAAACGCCUUUUGGACUUCUUCAACUGGUCAAACCAGCAAAUGGGUACUCCUCAAAAUCUCGAUUCUUUCUCAAUUCUCAACUUGAUUCUAUGUAACUCCAAUUUAUUCUCACUUGCCAAUCGGUUAUUGAGUAAAAUGAUCGAGACCCGGAUUCCGGUUUUAGAUAUUUUGAGCUCAUUGCUGGAAUGUUGUAAGGAAUGUGAUAGGUUGAAAUCAAGGUCUGUUGCGUUUGAGUUGUUAAUUGAUGCUUAUAGGACAAAGGGUUUUUUGAACGAGGCUUUUUCUGUGUUUUUGGGAGCUAAAGAUGGUAAAUUUAUGCCGAAUUUGUUGUGUUGUAAUUCAUUGUUGAAGGAUUUGAUGAAGAGUAAUAGAAUGGAGUUGUUUUGGAAGGUGUAUGAGGGCGUGGUAGAGAGCGGGGUUCCUCUUGAUGUUUAUACGUACACAAGUGUGAUCCAUGCUUACUGUAAGCUUGGGAAUGUUGGGGAGGCGAAAAGGAUCCUACGCGUGAUGGAAGAAAAUGGGUGUACUCCGAAUUUGGUUACCUAUAAUGUUGUUAUAAGAGGGUUGUGUGGAAAGGGGGCUGUGGAUGAAGCGCUUCAACUGAAGAGGUCAAUGGAUGAUAAGGGGUUGAUUCCAGAUAGUUACACGUGUUCGAUACUUAUAGAUGGGUUCUGCAAGCAGAAGAGGUCAGUGGAAGCUAACUCAAUUUUGGAAGAGAUGAAUGACAUGGGUCUCAGGCCUGACCAAAUUGCCUGUACUGCAUUGAUUGAUGGCUUCAUGAAAGAGGGUAACAUAGAAGGUGCAUUUAGAAUUAAGGAUGCAAUGGUUGCAAAGGGAAUCAAGUUAAACAUUGUGGCUUACAAUACUAUAAUAAAUGGGCUGUGUAAAGUUGGUCAGAUGGAAAAGGCAGGAUUCAUGAAUGAGAUGACUACAAUGGGCAUAGCACCUGAAACUCAGACUUUUAAUUAUCUAAUUGAAGUGUAUAUUCAAAAGGGAAGUCUGGAUAAGGCUUCUGAGGUUCUUGCUGAGAUGAAGGAGAGAAACAUGGAACUUUCUGUAUAUACUUUUGGUGUCAUAAUAAAUGGGUUAUGUCGUUCUGGGGAUUACUGCCGUGCAAAACUUGUCCUAGACAAAAUGGUCAGUUGUGGUGUCAAACCAAAUGCCAUCAUCUAUUCAAACAUGAUAAAAAGCUAUGUACAGAAUGGUAAGUUUGAAGAUGCAACCAAUGUCUUGAAGGAAAUGUUGCAGAAAGGUGUUUUGCCUGAUCUAUAUUGCUAUAAUUCUGUUAUAAUUGGCCUUUGCAAAGCCAGAAGAAUGGAAGAAGCAAAAACAUGUCUAAUUGAAAUGGGAAAGUGUGGACUAAAGCCAAAUGCAUAUACAUAUGGGGCUUUCGUCUCAGGAUAUAGUGAGGCAGGGCAAAUGGAAGUAGCAGAAAGGUAUUUUAGGGAGAUGCUUGAUCGUGGUAUUGCACCAAAUCUUGUUGUUUAUACAUGCAUGAUAAAUGGCUUCUGCAAAGAGGAAAUUAAGCAAGCCUUUUCAACAUUCAACUCUAUGCUAGGACGGGGAUUACUCCCAGAUUUGCAACUGUAUAGUGUUCUUAUCAAUGGCCUCUCGAAAAAUGGAAAAUUAACAGAAGCCAUGCAAGUUUUGUCUGAUCUGUAUGAUGCAGGUUUACGUCCUGAUGUUUACACUUACACCUCCCUCAUCUCAGGCUUUUGUAAGCAAGGAAAUAUGGAAAAAGCCUUUUUGCUUCAUGAUGAAAUGUUCCAGAAGGGUAUUUUUCCAAAUAUUGUCACUUAUAAUGCAUUAAUAGGUGGCCAAUGCAAGUCAGGUGACAUUGAGAAAUCUAGGGAACUGUUUGAUGGGAUCUCUGGCAAGGGUUUGACGCCCAAUUGUGUAACUUAUGCUACAAUAAUUGACGGAUACUGCAAAUCAGGAAACCUAUGUGAGGCAUUUAACUUAUUCAAUGAAAUGCCAGCAAGGGGGCUCCAACCAGAUUCUUUUGUCUACAAUGCCCUUGCCAAUGGGUGCUGCAAGGAAGGGGAAACAGAGAAAGCAUUGUUACUGUUCCAUGAAAUGAUACAGAAAGGCAUUGCAUCUAUUGUGACUUUUAAUACUUUGAUUGAUGGGCUUUGCAAGUGGGGAAAAUUGACUAAAGCAAUUGACUUGGUGAAUGAAAUGACUGAUAAGAAUAUCACACCAAAUCAUAUAACCUUCACAAUUUUGAUUGACUACCAUUGCAAGGCUGGGAUGAUCAAAGAAGCAGAGGAACUUUUCAUAGACAUGCAGAACAGGAAUCUGAAGCCAACAAAUUUCACUUACAUGUCUCUCUUACAUGGUUACAACAAAGUUGGGAAUCGGUCAAAAAUGUUUUCAGCUUUUGAAAAUUUGGUUGAGAGGGGCAUUGAGCCUGAUGAACUGAUUUACAGCAUGAUGAUAGGUGCGUAUUUCAAAGAAGGGCAUUUGGAAAAAGGUUUUAAACUUUGGGAUCUAGCAUUGGACAAGGGAUUGCUGGAUGGAUUGACAAAUGAAACGCUAGUUGAGACCUUGUCUGGAAAUGGUGAAAUUUCUAGAGUAAUGGAAUUACUUGAUAGGAUUGGAAACCAAGGAUAUAAUCCUUGUCUUGCAAUGUGCAGUACUUUGAUCCAUGGAUUGAAUAAGGCAGGAUAUUCCGGAAGACUAGAUAAAAUAUUAGAAAUUAUGAAAGGGUAUGGCUGGAUUCCUAAAUCCACAGCUUUAAACGAGUUCAUUGAUCUAUACCAAAUAAGUGCAAAUUCUGAGAGUGUUAGCAAUCUCUCAAAGCAAGCAGCCCUAGAAGUUGCUUGUCAGGUUUAAGCAGAGUUUGAGGCGAUGGUAGUUAUGACUUUUGCGUUCUUGGUUAUGCUGGCUGUUCGACUGAUUUUUGGGAUACUGUAUAAGGAGACGGAUCUAUUAAGUGCGGUGAGCAGCCUCAGUUUUUGCUGCAAUUAAGUUGCGUGAAAGUUUUCAGCUGCAAUCAAAAGAUACAUCUGUGAAAGGUGAUGUGCUCCAUGGUACUACCUUUAGCAAUAGCAGGUGGUAAAAGAAGCAAAGGGUUUUGAGCUUAAAAGGGUUUUCGAUCCUUGCUAGCUUAAGGACAUCUGAUGGACAAGGUUGCACAUCUUACAACGAUUUUAGGGGAAUCAUGAACUGCAAUUUGGCACUGGUAAAAACACGAGGCAGACCAGCAAAAGUUUGAAGAAACACUUUGCUCAUAGCGCAGAGUGAUUAGGGAAACUUCGGACUCCAUGCUCCCUGGAGCAUUUUGAGCUACACACUCCCACUUUUCUCCAAGUGAAUUGUACCAAAAAUCAAGCUGUAUCAACAUGCAGUUCAUUCUCAUGAACUGGCAAUCCUCUGCUGUCUUUUUCUGUUUCAAUGAGGACCACUGUUAAUGUUUAGUCACCAAAAAGCUUCUGGUGAUCACUGGCUCGAGUCACACUGAUGAAGAAGAUGUUAUGCGAUAAAUUUGUGGAAUUGGUUUUCGUGCCUGACACCAAAUUUAGGUGGACAAACAAAUGGGACUUGGUGGAUCAAUGUGUCUGAUUUUCUGCAUUCGCUGAUGACUUGCUUUGUUCUACACUGAUAAUUAGUGUAUUUGACAAAACAAAAUUAUGAAAAUCGGGAAAGAGUAAAAGAUUUCCACUUUGAUUACUGAAUGUUAUGUAUUGUUGUUUAGUCUAAUUAGUAGCUGGAUGGAUGAUUGAGAGAAGUGGGAAUCCAAGUAAAAAGGGAAUUGGCAGUUCGAGUUGGAAAAUAUAAGGCUUGUGCAGAUACCAUAUAGUUUUACUUCUUCA